AUAUUUUUUUUCCAGAUGGCAGGAGGAAUCAUUUUCUCUUAUGAUGAGCUGUUUGAUCCAGACUAUGCCAGCCUCCAUCCCCUCGUCUGUCACCUGUGUCAUGAGCAAUACCACCAACCAUGUCUUCUGGACUGCUACCACAUCUUCUGUGCCAGUUGUCUGCAUGGCAGGGCCAGUGAAAAUCGCCUCUAUUGCCCCCUCUGUGGAUGCCCCUCAGUCGUAAUGGGGACAAAUGCACUUCCCCCAGAGGACCGUUUGCUCAAGUUCCUGGUGGAUAAUUCGACAGACAGUGUAGUACAAUGUGCUAACUGUGAUGUGGAGUGGAAAGCACAGGAAGCUGGGGCCAUGUAUUACUGUAACACCUGCAGCCAGCCACUGUGUGGACAGUGCAGAGAGCUUACACACAAAGCUAGGAUGUUUUCCCGGCACGAUAUUGUGUCCCUGACCAAACGCACCAAAGAGGGCCACCGCAAGUGCUCCCUCCAUGAAGAGUUGUACAUCAUGUUUUCGACAGAGAAGAAGUCCAUGCUGUGCAUCAAGUGUUUCAGAGACAUGCAAAUUGAGAAUCGCACCCAUUGCAUUGACAUUGAGACUGCAUACGGGCAGGGAUGUGAAAUACUGGAUCAAGCUGUUCUGGCAGUGAAGGAGCUGCAGACGUCAGCGCGAGAGGCCAUCGUAUUGCUGAAGGCCAUGGUCGGUGAAGUGCGGACAAACGCUGAGGAGGAGGAAAGUGCUAUCUGUACUCUGUUCAACAGUAUGCAGGAAAAACUCACAGAGAGGAAAAAGGCCAUGUUAAACGCAACUGAAAGUCAACAUGAAGAGAAGGAGAAGGAACUAAAGGAACAGCUUUCUCACUUGGCCACCCUCUUGCCCACCCUUCAGGUGCACCUGGUCAACUGCUCUGCUUUUCUCAGCUCAGCCAAUAAAUAUGAGUUCUUAGAUAUGGGAUAUCAGUUGAUGGACAGACUGUGUGGCAUUGUAAAGCUUCCUCACAGGCUUCGUCCUGUCCAGAGAAGUAAGAUAAACACAGACUACCAUGCUGAGUUUGCCCGCUGUCUGGAGCCUCUUCUGUUGUUGGGCCAGCGGAGGCCUGGCUCUGUAACUGCAGGAAUUACCCUGAGUAACAGGCUGUCCCCUCUCUCUAUGUCGUGCCUGUCCCCUUUUUUCGGUGAAAUGCCUUUUGGCCGCCGGCCCACCUUUCACCGAAACAUUUGCACCAAGUUGCUUCUUGCUGAGGGCACAGAGUCACCCUUCACUGAGCACUGCCGCAACUUUGAGAAGAGCUACAGGGUUCUUCAAACAGAAGUCCAGAGACUGAAGGACGAGGUUCAGGAGAUGCACAGAGACCUAACAAAGCAUCACUCUCUCAUCAACACGGACACUAUGGAUGAGAUCCUGGAAAGGUCUGUACUAAUUGAUGAACAGAUCGCGUCUCAAUACUCUGCAGUGCAGACCCAAAGGGCCAUAUUUGAGGAGAUAUGGGAUGUGACCUUUCAAAGAGUAACCAAAGAGCAAGAGAUCUACGAAGCACAGCUCCAUGACCUUCUGCAGCUGAAGCAAGAAAAUUCCUACUUGACAACCAUUACAAGACAAAUUGGACCCUACAUCUUAUCCAUAGCAAAAGUAAAAGAGCGUCUGGAACCCAGGUUUAAUAAGCCUGAGAAUGACUGCAUGGACACUCUAGUGAAAAUAUGUGAGGACAGCGCAAUGACUGCAGAACAAAACCGCUGCAAUGAGUCACAGAAGAGUCGCUCAGCAGGAUACGAUCGGGACCCUGGCACAGACAACUCUCUUAUCCUGGCGCCUGGUGAAACGCUACUAAAGAGCAAUGACUUGUGCUGGCAAGGAAAGCAGAUAAAUAUUUCAAAGUCCUCUUGCGGCAAAGAGCUGCCACUAUAGUGCUGCAUGAACACUGACCACAGAUGUGGCAUGUGCUUUCAAGCAUGUGCUAGAUGUCAACACAUGAACAUGGGGCUUUACAGUACCUGAAAAAUAAGAAGGAGAUGAAUGGAAUAUUGAUAACCUGAGUGUUUCAAAUCAAUUCGACCUUAACUAUAAACCGUUUGGAACGGAUGGUCCAUGAAUGUUUCAAUGACCAGUUGGAUUGUGAUUUUGUUGUUGUUUUUAUGUGUGCUGCUAAAAUAUAAGAAAUAAUCUAUUUAAAAAAGUUCAAAGAUUUGCUUAUCCGUCAUACCAGCUGGAUGUCCAAUUAAAUAUAUUCAUACGUUUAGAGGAACACAGGAGACCGUUUCUAUACCAGUGCUAGAAGGGCUUUCCAGAGCACUACAGCCAUUAGGUUUCUGUGAAAUGUUGGGUCUGCUGAUCAUGGCUGUCAUCACCUUCCCUGUGUGUAAUAAUGGAAAGAGAACUUAACAUACCAUAUCAUAAAAUCAGAUUACAGUACUUUAGACCAAUGCCCCAGAGAAUACUGUUUAAACAGACAUACAUUAACAAAGACUGAAGGAUAAACAGCUAGCCAAGUGUGGCACCAUUUGUGGAGAUUUAUGAAAAAAAUCUUGACAUAUAUUUAAGAAAUAUUCUAAAUGAGUAGCCAGGUUUGACAUCAGUGUCAAUGAUACAUGAGAACCAACGGUAGGCUAAUCGACGUCAAAUGUGUGACGCAACUACAGGGCACUCAUUUGAAUUAGCAUACACUGUUAAAAACAGUUGUGCUGCUUAAUAUUUUUGUGUAAACAGUGUUACUUUUUUUUAAGGAUUCUCUGAUGAAUGUAAAUUUCCAAUGUAAAAGUGUCACUAUUGAUCAAUUUAGAUGUACUUGCUGAAUAAAAAAUAAU
Carassius gibelio (silver crucian carp) is the source of this 2795-nucleotide messenger RNA. RefSeq names its product RING finger protein 207-like. NCBI's taxonomy places the organism in Eukaryota, Metazoa, Chordata, Actinopteri, Cypriniformes, Cyprinidae. The transcript is spliced from 17 exons. Gene Ontology annotation, biological process: regulation of heart looping; regulation of cardiac muscle contraction. Gene Ontology annotation, molecular function: Hsp70 protein binding; transmembrane transporter binding; zinc ion binding. Gene Ontology annotation, cellular component: perinuclear region of cytoplasm. The record is from RefSeq and is a predicted model, not a curated record. The coding region runs from base 16 to 1899 and encodes 627 amino acids.